Molecule: messenger RNA, 1774 nt
Organism: Rosa rugosa (rugosa rose)
Lineage: Eukaryota; Viridiplantae; Streptophyta; Magnoliopsida; Rosales; Rosaceae
Product: transcription factor TCP9-like
Exons: 1
Coding region: 159-1082 (307 amino acids)
Cellular component (GO): nucleus
Molecular function (GO): sequence-specific DNA binding; DNA-binding transcription factor activity
Source: RefSeq, a predicted model, not a curated record
ACAAAAGGCUUCGUUUUUAAGCUUCCCUCCAGUCUCUGUGUCGCACUCAAAUAUCUCUCUCUCUCUCUCUCUCUCUCUGCAACUCUCUCGUUUCUUCUUCCCAGUUUCCUUCUGGGUUUUCAUCCUUCUCAACUGGGUCUUCCUUCGUUUUAAUCGCCAUGCUUCAAAACCAAGAAUUUGAACCCGGGCAACACACCGCAGCCGCCGCAGGAGUGGACCCCACCGACCGCGCCGAGACCGAUUCUCCGCCGUCUCAGGCUCUUGUCCUGAAGGAAGAGCACGAACCCGAGCAGAGGUCGCCGGCUCUGACUAUGGCGGUGAGCAAGCCGAAACGGUCGUCGACGAAGGACCGGCACACGAAGGUUGAGGGCCGCGGCCGGAGGAUCCGAAUGCCCGCCACGUGCGCGGCCCGGAUCUUCCAGCUGACCCGGGAGCUCGGGCACAAGUCCGACGGCGAGACCAUCCGGUGGCUGCUGGAGCACGCCGAGCCGGCGAUAAUAGCCGCUACCGGUACCGGAACCGUCCCGGCGAUCGCCAUGUCCGUCAACGGGUCCCUCAAAAUCCCAACCACCGCGCCCGACCCGAAACCCGGCGACCCGUCGAAGAAACGCAAACGUCCUUGCAAUAGCGACUACGUGGACCUAAACGACAGCGUUUCGGCUGGCCUGGCUCCUCUGACCGCGACCACCCUCCAACAACCGACACCACCGCCACCGCCACAGCCGGUUCACCAAAGCAUGGUCCCCAUGUGGGCCGUGACCUCAAACGGCGUCGUUCCGGGGACCUUCUUCAUGGUCCCUCAAACGCAGGCCCCCCACCUGUUUACAUUCCCGGCCACCGCCGCCGCCUCGCCUUUCCUCAACAUGUCGGCCCGGCCCAUCUCCUCCUUCGUCUCCUCCAUGGGCAACGUCGUCACUCCGGUCUCCAAUACGCUGUCGUUUCUGUCCCCCGUUCCGAUUCCCCCAGCCUCCGCCACCAUAGCGAACAGCACCGACGCGACGACCACCACCCUCCGAGACUUCUCGCUGGAAAUCCGCGACAAAACGGAGCUCCAAUUCAUGUCCGGGUCGUCGAAGCAUUGACGUCCGCGAAAUCUCGGCGGUCUCUUGGUUCCCGCUCCGUCGUCGUUCAGCUAGGGUUUUUAGCAUUUCCUACUUUGAGCACGUGGUCACGUGAGGGCGUGGAGAGUGGGGUCGGAUUAGGCGGGCGUGGCGGGCCCACAGGGGGGGAGCGGGGUAGGGUAGGGUUGGGUUUUGGCUCUGUGGACCGUGUAAAGAAGGGUGGGUGGGUGGGGGCCUGAGAAUAUAUUUGUUUUUUUGGGUGUGGGCCACCACAGGGUUCCCUAACGUGACCAUGUGAAAGGUGGGAGCGGGGCCCAAGGUGGGGACGAAACGGGACCGUUUGAGCACUAUUGCCGAGGCGGCGCUCGCGUGUGGUGGUCCCUACGCGGGCAGGUGUGAGGGAAUGGAGACAUGUGGCCGCUUUAGAGGUGGUGGGUUUGUUUUCCUUGGUGGGGCCCGGAGGUUUCAGAGUGAUGCAGGGAAAAUGGAAAUGUGACGGUGAAGAUGAAGAUGGGGCAGGGGCUUAUGGUUACUGUUCACUUUUUUUUUUUUGUUUUUUUGUUUUUUUUUUUUGUCAAUGAGAAUUGUAAAUUUUGGUAGAAAAAGCAUUAUUAUUGGGUCAUUGACCUAAUUUUAACAUCCACUUGACCACUUGUAUGUUUUUAAGGUCUUGUUUAAUGGAUUAUGGAUGCUAUGUUCUCCUUGACUGCAAA